This is a messenger RNA of Carassius gibelio (silver crucian carp), 8829 nucleotides long. Its product is annotated as muscleblind-like protein 3. The coding region runs from base 1201 to 2382 and encodes 393 amino acids. Lineage: Eukaryota; Metazoa; Chordata; Actinopteri; Cypriniformes; Cyprinidae. Gene Ontology annotation, molecular function: metal ion binding. The record is from RefSeq and is a predicted model, not a curated record. The transcript is spliced from 10 exons.
ACCCUCCCUCGUCUCGUCUUCUGCCUAGCAGCAGCUAGCAAGUUCGCUUCUCGCUUCCCCACCGCUCGCUUCGUCGUUAAACUCAAAACACCCCGCAGCCGCUGGUCAUUGUCUUUUAAAGCAGGAAACUGCGCAAACGAAAGCUCUUGGUUCAACGCGGGAACUUUUGCAACCAAAGCGCGCGCCUCACAUCAGCCAAUGAUCGUGACGUAGUUAUUGACAAAUCUUCAUUUCGCUUUGCGCUGCAAUUGAUGUCACUCGAGCUCUAGUCGCGCGCUGUCUGCACAGGUCUCCUGCCGCAAAGGACUCUCUUAGAAGUGCGCGAGGGCACGUCACAGUCUGAUGAAAGGUACGCAGGGGGAGCAGGAGGGAUGAGAAAGCGAUUCAAGUGAAAGAAGACUAACAUCACCAUAAAGUGCCUCAUCUGGAUGCUGCGGAAGCCCUUCUCCUGACUGGUCUGCACUUCGGAGUGCUCUCUUCCCCACUGACUUGUGCGUGUGCGCUUGGCCUUGGCUCGGGCUAUAUUUCACCGUGACAGUCAAUCAACCCAUUUGCCUGUUCCUCAAUUCCAGCUCCGCCUGCUCGCCAUUUCACCUUUUAAUACAAGGACGCCUGUCGAUUAGUUUCCUUAUUGGGUUCUCAAAGUGUCUCUCUCUUCACUUCUGCAGUCUCUCCAUCCCUUGCGACUCAGAUAUGCGAGUAUCUUUAGGGACUGCUGUGCCUAUGGCAACAGGGCAAGGAGUUUCGGAAGCCUAAAUUUAGAGAAAGUCCAUUUAACAUCAAUGCAAGAGGUCUAUUUUAAACCCAGAGCUCUGGAGGGUGAGUCUAGACAGUGGGGCGACCACUGCAGACAAAUACAAAGUGCCGCUCUACUCUACUUUUAAUGCCUUGUUUUCCUGAACGGCAGCCGAAGAUGCACCGCAGCAUGUCACAUUGACCUACUCCACCUCAUCACACUCGAUUCAUCGUCCUCCCUGCCUGACUUUGAACAGAUCUCAUAUUCUCGUCAUACUUCCUCACUGGCUGAUCAACAGACUAUGCCCCCUUCCUGUUCAUAAGAGAGUUCGGUUUUCAUUUCUAGACUGGUAGUCUGAGGAUCUCCUUGCCACUGUGCUCAUUUUUUGCAGCCCUUGUGCUUCAUCACGCCUGGCUGCCACACCCCAGCCCUCCGCUCACCCGCCGCUUGCCCGAGGGUCUGCCAUGGCCGUCAAUGUGACCAUGGGUCGCGACACCAAGUGGCUGACGCUGGAGGUGUGCAGAGAGUUCCAGCGAGGAACCUGCUCACGUUCGGACGCUGAAUGCAAGUUCGCUCACCCCUCUCGCACCUGCCACGUGGAGAACGGCCGAGUCAUCGCCUGUUUCGACUCUCUCAAGGGUCGCUGUACACGUGAUAACUGUAAGUACCUGCAUCCUCCGCCUCAUCUCAAGACCCAGCUGGAGAUAAACGGCAGGAACAACCUGAUCCAGCAGAAGACCGCAGCCGCCAUGCUGGCCCAGCAGAUGCAGUUCAUGCUGCCUGGAGCUCAGCUGCAGCCAAUAACAUCGUUCCCAGUAACGCCUUCCUUGGCCAACAGUCCGAGCAUGGCUUUCAGCCCAUACCUGAGCCACAUGAGCCCGGGAAUCAGUCUCAUGCCCGAACUUCUGCCCAGCGCCCCCGUGCUGGUCCCGGGGAGCCCCACUGGCAUCGCCAUGGGCAAUGGAAAUUCAACGCAGAAACAUGUUCGCACAGACAAGCUUGAGGUAUGUCGAGAAUUCCAGCGUGGGAACUGCACACGCGGGGAGAACGACUGCCGCUAUGCCCACCCUAUGGAGGCCGCCAUGGUGGAUGGCAGUGAGAACUCCGUCAUUGUUUGCAUGGAUUACAUCAAGGGCCGAUGCACCCGUGACAAAUGCAAGUACUUUCACCCUCCGGCUCACUUACAGGCCCGGAUAAAGGCGGCGCAGCACCAAGCCAGCCAGAAUGCUGCUGCCAUGGCCCUGCCACCAGGAGCCAUGCAACAGCUACCAAAGAGACCGACCCUGGAGAAGACUAACGGCGCCACUGCCGUCUUCAACCCCAGCAUGUUCCACUACCAGCAGGCUUUGGCCAGCAUGCAGCUGCAGCAGCCAGCGUUCAUUCCCACAGGCUCCGUAUUCUGCAUGGCUCCAUCUGGAGGCAUUGGCUUUUUCAAACCCCCAGGCCCUAUGACAGAUGGCCGCUGGGAGAGGCGGGACUGGACCAGCUGCAGGGUCCCCCAAAGCCGUUACCUGUUAGGGCCUGGACAUACUGUUCCCAUGAUGCACGGUGCCACCACUUCCACUGUUUCGUCGGCUACGACCCCAGUCACCAAUGUUCCUUUUGCUGAAUCAGCCACCUCCAACCAGACGCCGCCGAGGUACUGAGCGCCGACCCCAUGGACCUCCAGUGCGUUCCCAUGGAGGCCCAUUUCUGUCCCGUUCCUAAACUCCUGGUGGCUGCACCAAUGACGCUGAAUCCAGUAAGCCUCUCCCACAAUCCCACAACCUAAUCAGGCCCAUCUCUCAUGCAACAUGUGCCCCAACAACAGAAAAAUGAAUGCAACAAAACGUGUGCCUAAUCAGUACGUCCUUAACGGGCAAUACAUUCAUCCUCAUAUCAGAGAUUCCCACUUCAUUUGACGUCAACAGAGGUUUGUUGAUAUUGAAACAGGCAAUACUUAAGCUUGGACCUACAACUGUUUAAGGAAGCAUGCCAUCUCGAUGCAAGGAGACGUAAGGAGCGUGCGGAUGCUGAAUCAGGAGACGGAGCGCUCUCGUAACUCACAGCCAUACGAAAACAUGCAAACCAAUUAGCUGAGAAGAAUGACUUCUCUAGAGAUGAACAUUAGAUUUCAGAACCGACUUAUCUAAUGUAUGGUAAGAGGUGGAGUCGUUGCAGAUCAUCAGCAGACAGAAUGUGUAAACCCAGAGUGUGUGAGAGUGGCUCCUAAUGCUAAUGAUAUUUUACAUAGUUGUGGUGGUGGUGGUAAUUUCUUUCACAUUUAAUUAUGAUUAAUGAACGUGGCACGUUUUAUUUCAUGUUUACAUUUCAAAAUGUCAAAAAAAAAGGUUAUUUGAAAAUGAUUGAUGCUUUUGUAAGAUAAUCUGAUACUGAUACACGAUACUGAUUUAGGUUUUUUGUUAAGAGGUUUUCAAAAUGUUGAUGUUCGUGCCUUUGAGUUACAAGUUUGUGGACAUCUUUUUCCCCCCAGUUCUUCUGACUCACAUUUUAUCAUCGACUCAGAAAGUAUACCUGUGUAGCCUUUCAGAAUUAAUGUGUCGUUCAUCCGUCGUCUUAGGGAUGUGUGUUGUUGUGAGGUUUUCUUGAAAGAGUAUUAUUUAUUUAAUGACUGUCCAACAGGCUAAAACUGGUCUACUGAGAUAAGUGUUACUAUUCAUGCCUGAAGUAUCUCACCUCGCAUUUCAAGCUCCACAUCGAGAUGGUCAAACAGAAGAUUGGUUCCCAUACACAUACCUCCAUUUUAAAAAUAGAACUGCCUUAAGCAGACUAAAUAUGAGCACUUCAUGUUGCACAGUGUGAUGCACACUGAAAGGUAAGGUCUGAUUGCAGGCCUUCUGGGUGUAAAAGGAAAUUUUACCUGGACUUUAUUUUUGUUCCAGCUGGUCUUCAUUCAUUAAUGUUUCUUGCAUAUAUAUUACUCAGCUAUAGCUUGACGUCCUGGAUAUUCAAAUUCAGUAAAAUUUGUCAUGUUUAUUUGCUUUUUAGAUUAUUAGCAUAUAACAUUUCUUUUAUUACUGGGUGAAUUUCAUGAAAACAGUCACACACAAAAAAAACUACAUAUAAAAAUACAUAUAUUUAUAUUUAUAUUACAUCCCAAAAGCAGAAGAAAAAAAUGUGCUAAAACAAAUUUUUAUGACAAUUAAGCACUCCUAUUGUCAUUGCCAAAAUGCAAAAAAAAUUUACUUUUAUGACUUAUACACAAUAAGUAACUACAUUUAAAUGUGUCAUGGUUGUAUUUUUUGUAAACAAUUAUAUAUAAAAAAAAAUUAUAUAGUAAAAAAAAAUCACUAUAUGCUCAUGAAAAUAAUAAAAAAAAAACAUGCAAUUGCUCCAGUGCAAAAACAUGCAGUGCAUUACAGAAAUGUGGUUUAAUUGUCAUAAACUUUUAAAAAAGAGGCUUCAUAUUCUUUAUGCAAAAUCAAAUUUUCAUUAUUUUGAUUUUGGUGUUAAAUGUGAUAUUUUCUUAAGAUUCACCCUAUUACCAUGUCUAUCUCUUAUAAACAAACCCUUUCUGAUGGCUGGACGGUCUCUGCCAAAAUCCAAGCUCUGCCCCACCUGCUGUGUGACAGUCUGUUCGUCUCCACUUUUUGUUGAGCCAUGUUUGGUGCAUCCCCAGUUUUUAGUGUACGUCAGUUGCCAAAAUGAUUUUUUAAACUGCUUGCUUAGCGGUUUACACACUCAUUAAUAACAGAUUGGCACACGUACGUUAAAUCCUGAACAUCAAAAUCACAAGGAGAUCUGCAAAAUCAUUUCUUGAAGUCACAAACUGGUACCUGAUUUGAAUAUCCAGUGUCUCUCCUAUUAGUUUGCUGUAUUCAGCAGCAUAUGCGACCCCCUGCGCAGACAUGUCAAGUGCACUGCCUUUGUGCCAAUGACUCUCAGACAGGUCACCCUGUGCCAAUCACUGGAGAUCUCAGACUGCACAAUCAGGCCUUGACAUGCCAAGGUCAUGAGCCAGAUGGAUUUAAAUUGCAAUAUUGCAAAUGUGCCCACCCAAGCAACAAAUCUAAAUCUAUGUGUCCAUUCAAGCAAGCUAUAAUCUUGUGCUUUGUUUUGAAACAUCUCCGUUAUUGCUACCGUUCAUUAAGCGAGUGCUACAGUUGGGAAAAUCACAGUAGGGUGGUUUUCAGCAGCUGUUUUUAUUACUGCAUCAGUGGAUGCCGUGUGCACCCACUAAUAGAGUUCCGGUCUCUGCCAACCAAGAGCUCGAUUAGAUUAUUGCCGUAAUACAUUAUUGAUAGUUUAUCCAUGGAGAAACAUGAAAACUGCGUCAGACAGAUGACACACAGAGGUCUGCAAUCCAUUAGGGUCCUGCUGGAGUUUCUUUGCCCAUUUUGACUUUGAGAUCGAGGCUGAUUGAAUUCUAACUAUUUAAGUUGUUCUUGUGUUUGUCGUGUUCAUGUGCAGAGUGUGAACAGGUUUAAAUCACUGACUGUGUCCUUACUUUCAAAAGUCGGCAGACUCUAAAAUGCAAGGGCGUAGAUGACCGUGUGACAUCUGGAUAUUAUCUGUUUGGACUGUGAGCUGGAAGCUGCGGCUCUCGUGUAGACAUGUUACAAUUAAAAAAAAAAACAAAAAAAAAGAUUAUUUUCUGACUGGAAACUUAGAAAAGGCCCUCGUCAGCCAAAGCUUCAUUUACAAGACAUUUAUCCGCCCAUCACGGGCCUUUACAUGAAUAUAUGAAUGUGACAUUUAAGACAGAGAGAAUGUCACGAGAGGUUUUGGAUGACUGUCUCACCAUUUCUCUCGAACUAAACUACAACCUUUCUCAACAUAUCAAGGAAGUGAAAGCCUCCCAAUGCCAUCCACUGUUGAUGUACAAACAAACAAAAACAACAACAAAAAAAAGCGUUUUUCAUCACUUGUCUCAAAGACCCUUCUCUAAACCGUUGUCUCCUUUGGGACAGCCAUGUUGUUUCAACAGCAUAACCCCAAGAGAGCCAUAAAGCUGAUUUCAUGUGAUAGCCUGACCUAAAAACAUCAUUGCAACUUUUUUUUGCUGAUCAGCACACACUAUCUAGGCCAAAUGCAAGUGAAGCGAUAAACAAUGGUGGUCUAAACCAAGCAAGAUGGUACUAUACUGUGCUAUAACUGAAACAGUAUCUGUAUUGUAAACAUCUCUGUAUAAUGGUCAUGUGUUUUAAGGUUGUUUAAAGAAAUACUGGGGCAAAUAUGUGCGGAUUGCUUUAGGAACGAACUCUACUGUUUAUUGAUGUGUUGGAUUGUGUUUUGUAAUCAAGUUCCAUUGCCCAGCCAAGGUUUAGAAGCUCCUCUCUCUCUCUCUCUCUCUCUUUCUCUCUCUCUCUCUUUCUCUCUUUCUCUCAUAUAAAGAAUUAUGCCUUCUCCAACUGCAAUCCAGCUGGAAUCAACGAAAUACUUGAUAAAGAAAAAACAAUGUGCCUCAUCGGGGGCUUUAGCAUUUUAAGAACUCACUUUUUAAAAAGUGUGCAUACCUGCAUAAAGUAGUUAGCUAGAAUAAUCUAUGUGUAUGUAUUACGAACGCAUCAUCAUCGUCAUUCUAGUUUUUAUCGAAACACAUUAUUGUAUUCGUAACGGUAGCUGUUUUAACUUUAUACUCACCACUUCAGUCACGUUACGGUGUGUUGUUUUGACACAGCUGUCAAUAGUAGUUUGAGUUUGAUCAUUAGCGCUACUUGGUUAAUUAUCUUACAUCGUAAACUCUGUUAUCGCAUGAAAUGAGAAUAAUCUGAAUAAUCUACAUCAUAGUUUGUGCAGUUAGUGGUUUAAGAUUAAAAAAAUACUUAAUCUGUAUAUCUAUAUAUCAAUAUACACAUUUGUAUGUAUUACAAUGAUAGAUUCAUUGUUACCUAUGAUAGUACGUUCUUGUUGCUAUGGCAACAAAACUACAACAUGGCUACCUUUGUAUAUCUUAAUUGUGAAUUUUUUCACACUUCAAGUGAAAUAAUGUACAACGUUAACUUAUUCAGAAAGGGAAUGUGUUCUUAAGUUGUCUUGGAAAAAGAGAUGAUUGACUAUUUUGUAAAAUUAUAUAUAUAUAUAAACGUAUAUACAGAUUUGUGAGAUACUUUAAGUCCAAAGGCCCUUCGGAGACAUCAUAUGUUAUUUCUGUUUUAAUGAUUAUUAUUUUUCUAUUGGGGUUGCUGAUCGCUUUUAGAUAAAAAAACAGAUCUUUAUGUAAACAGCAUCUGAGCUUUUGAACUAAUCUGAUGGAUCCAUUUGGGAGAAAGAGACUUUUUAGUCUCAUAUUUGGUCCGAGAAGGUUUGGCGAUGCAUUCACAAUGGUGCAUUCCAAAAAAAAAAAAAAACAAGCGGUUUUUAUAAAUAACGCAGCCCGGUGAUGUCAGUAACAGGAUGGUAUCAGCCAUAAGUGAGCCCCUGAUUUAUGUCUCUGUCCCCCUCUGGCCCACCCAGACUGCACCCCAGCUGUGCUGGGACCUGGUGACUCGCGUCACCCCAUCGGUGUACGAAUGUGUGUUAUUCACCUUGUUUGCACUUAUGUACAUAACUGAUUCAAAAUAUUCAGAAUUUAUUUUGAAUAUACAUAGAUGAAUAAAUAUAUAUAUAUAUAUGUGUGUGUAGAAGAGCAGAUUCAAAUCAAAUUUCUGUAUUGUUCGGAAUACAGGUAAACAGUUAUCCUUUUUAAGGGUCAUCAAACAGAUAGAUGCUGUUUUGCUGGGUUGUUGAGGAAUUGUUGUUUGUUCUGUUUGCCAAUGCCCACGUUCUCAUUGUUAAGCAUGUUAUUGCAUUUUGCAGAGAACAUGAUGUCAAAAAAGGCUUUGUAGUUUUGCAUAGCUUACAAAAGCGCUGCGGCCUGAGCUCUGCAUCCGCUUGCGUCUGAUCCUGUGGUGUGGUUGUGUCCAGAAACCAAAGAACGGUCAGCUUGUUUCUCUUUUACCUCUCCGUCGUGUGAGCUUCAGGCUCACAGUUUUGUUUUCUGUGUAGUCCUAUGGGAUGCUAUGAAAAAGGGGAGUUUCAUAACACUCUGCCCCCUACAGGAAGACCAGGAUGGUAGCAUAAAGAGCACCUCAGGAUCAGACUGCAGCUGGAAAGCUUUGCUGCAGGUUAUACAAAAUAACCUAUUUCAGUUUUCAUUUUGGUUUGGUUGUUGACGGACAUUUUCCAUUCUUGUGCACUCACCAAGACCAACAAAUAACCUGAAAAUCUCACAGGAUAUCCUCAAUCAAAAUUGCUCCAAAAAUCCGACGUGAAAUCGCCAGACAGAACACUCUGUUGAAGAAAACUUGUACAUUCUGUGCUCUACAGUUGCUUUGGAAGCCAAUGAUUUUGUUGCCAUGGCACUUGCCCUAUUAGUGAGGGAGAGACUGAGUCUUUUGUAGGUUCUUGCAUAUAGACGCACCUUUGGACCAAUCGAUUAUGGUCCUCAGCCUUUUGACUGUAAAGCUGAGGUAGCACUUAGGACUUAGCAUAGACUAAGGGGUCCCAGCUUGCAUCCAGAAGUUGAAUGCGAACAUGCGGGAUGCUCCUUUUACCACUGUGCUUGACAGAGAAAAUCGACAAACACUCUUCUGCUGUCCAUUAUCCUGUGCCUAAACAUUCGGUGUGAUGUGAAGGGACUGGUCUGUAAAGAAAGCCAUUGAGGUUAGACUUCCACCUAACUGUGCCCUACAUUCAGUCAUGUCCUCAUCAUUUCUAUGACUGGAACCCUAACGUCAAUGGUUCGUGUUUUAACGUGUAGAAGUCACUGAGACUGGAGCAUCACAUUAAUGUUGUACAAAGCUGUAUAGUUUUGAAUGAAAUCACUCAUUGAUGCAGAGGUUAUGUCCCUUUAAAGGCAUCGGCUGACAUUUGGUGGCCAACGCUGAUGCCUGUGUAAAUGCUAUUGUGUGUGUGGAACCGUUCAAAGAAUGUCUACAUUGUUUCAAAGCCAUAUGUAAUAGAUUCCUCUCUCUCCCACUGUAGGACAAGAUAAAUCUGAAUGCUUUUACUCUUUAUAUGAAAUGCUUCUCUUUCUAUUUAGCUUAUUGUGCUUGUAUGUGCUUCAAGAACUGUGCUUCUUGUCAAUCCCUUUGCGAUAUAUAAAUGUAUGGAAUAUAUACAUAAGACUUCUGUUCUUUUUGUUUGACAUUUUAAUAAAGCACUCAAAGGCA